Ceutorhynchus assimilis (cabbage seed weevil) is the source of this 2975-nucleotide messenger RNA. NCBI's taxonomy places the organism in Eukaryota, Metazoa, Arthropoda, Insecta, Coleoptera, Curculionidae. The record is from the annotation of a GenBank genome assembly.
UGGAGGUCGAAGCUAUUCCGCCGGAAUUGGAAAAGGUGAUCCAGUCCAGGAGUAACGGUAACCCUGGAUGGAUUGAAAGCUUCUUGAUCAGCUUGGAGCAGUCUGGCGGGUUGUUUAUCAAAACCAUCACCAGGAAAGUGGCUUACGAAACUGGGCUAGUCCUGCCGCCAUUAUACAUGAUGGAAAGAUUAUCCGAGGAAGAGCAAAAGCUUUGGAUCGAAAUUAUGGAAGAAGGGGAAUCCCAAAUGGCAGACCCCUAUUCCAAUUGGAAAAUGUAUGUGGACGCAUGCUGGGAAAGCCAUCCAAAUUUGGCAGCCGUUAAGUCCCUCGGGGAAAAAUUUGAUUUGGAAACGCCAAUAAAAGUCUGCGUUCUCAAUCCAUCUUUUAACAUUGACGAAGUCGAUCCAGAACUGGCAAUCGACGUUAUUAUAUUAAAAACAUUCGAUUCCCUAACAUCCUACGAACAACUACUCAUCAAAUGUAGCGCGAUUCUAGGAGACAUAUUUCCGAGGGACAUGUUGAUGUAUAUUAUGGCGUCUAGCGCCGUUAGAUUGACGGCUUUGGCUGUAAAAAAGCUAUUCGAGAUACACGUGCUCAGUUGCGCCAGAGGCAACUUUUUAGAGGGUGGUUUGGUGUUUACUGAACGUUUCAAAAAUCCCAACGAAAAUACUGAAGUUGCUUGUGAAUGUCAGGGACUAAUAAUCGACGAAAUUUGUCAGGAUUUGCCUAAAUACGCUUCGUGCGGAUAUAUGAGGUUUUUGUCAACGACUUUUAGGGAAACCACUUAUAAUUUGUUGACUGACAAUCAAAAGAGGGAGUUCCAUGCCAGAGCUAUUCGCUAUUUGGAAAAGGAGACUAGGAAAUGCCGGGCGUGUGGCAAUGGAUAUUUUACCAAACAUAUGGGGAACAGAUUGGAUUAUGAUUUAAAAAUACUGAGCAGAAAAAAGACUAGAAAACCCGAUAAAAAAGCGUUCCGCUCAUCAGAUCAGACAAGCGGUAUAACUGGUGCCUCAAUUCUUCAAGAAAGCGACACGUUGCGCUUCUCCAUUUACAGCCAAGAAAGUGGCCAUUCAAACGUCGGCUCCAGAUUAUUUAGAGACUCUGGAGGCUAUAGCUAUCCAUCGGUAACCGUUACAUCUCACGUGGGAGAAAAUUUAACUAUUUCAGGUUCCAACAAAAGCCUCGACGACGAGAUAGAAGAGGGCGAGUUUCAAAUGAUCGAUUCCCGUAUAGGAUUUAGAACCAUAAAUAAAUACAAAGAUGAUUAUAAUAUCACAAAAACGUUUUCUGAUGCGGACUACAGCCAGUGUACUUGUCUACUCAUUUUGAACACCAUGUAUACACAAAUGAUUGAGCAUUGUAGUGGAGCAGGUUUAGUGGAAAAAUUAAUGGGCGCAAUGAUUGAUUUUUGCUACAUUUGCAUAGAAUCUCAAAACGUUAUACAAACUCUGAAGAUUCUAGAAGAGGCUUUGGACCUUUUAGAUGGCCCGUUGAAACAAACAUUGGAACUGGAAUGGAUGGUCACGUUUAAAAGGGGUAAGCUCUUUGCCAUAAUGGGCUAUGCCAGAUUACAAAUGGAACAGUACGAUGAAGGCUACAAACAUUUGGUUGAUGCUCUUGACUGCUACGGAAUAAAAUUUCCUUCCAACAUUCUAUCGCUUCAAAUAGCGAAAAUGUGCCUUGGCUUCCAGCAAAACGUGUCGCUUUUCUUAUUUCCUAGGAUGUUUAUAGGAAAAAGCAAUGAUGACGAUAUGUCUAACUAUUGCAACGAUGUAUCCGAGUGUUUGGGCUACUUGUACGAAUAUUAUAGGGCGAAAAAACAGUACCAUCACGCAAAAUUGGCCGCUUUAUGGUCGCUGCGCGAAGCCAAAUGGUCAGAAACUGAUUUUUCACGAAUUUGUAUGGCCUACGCUAACAUUAUCUCCAUUUCUACGUAUUUCGGGGAACAAAGACACAGUGUGGCACUGGAAGUGUUCUCGUUCGAGUUGUGUCAAAGGAAAAAGACGGUUGUAGAACGGGAGGAGCUUAUGGCUAUUGCUAAAAUGUACAAUGCUAUAUUUUUUGCAAGAGCAGCAAGAGCGGAAAUCGAAAAGUCGAUACAUAUUGGUUACCUUCUAUGGAGGAUUGGCUCAUCUACUAGCAUGACCGAACUUUUAUUAAGUUUCCUACCUCUUUUGGUAAUGCUAAUUCUAAUGAGGAAGCAUAUCAAUGUAGCUGGAAAUAUCAUGCAAGAAAUUAGUAUGACUGCUGCUGAGGAUACGGACAUUUCUGGAAAAUGUUGGUAUUACGCCCUCUGUUUAAGUUUUCAUUUGGAAACGGGCUUAAUAAUCAUUCCCAUUCAUGAGUGUAUAACUUUUUCACAAGGAGAAGGAAAAGAACCCGCCGUGAGGGAUCCUGAUUCUAAAAAGAGGCUGAUAGUGGCCAUAUGGUUAUGGCAUAUUCGCACCGAAAAUUGGGAAGGUGCUUAUUUGUGGGAAGAAGAUGUGAUGAAUUUUGAUUUGCGAAGCGAAGGGGAAACAAUUCAAAAUUUAUUGACUGGCCUUUAUGUUUUGGAAGGCCUUAUUGUGAAUAUGUCACGAAAAAUGGACGACAAGAAUAUCCAAUUGGCCGAUAAAUUGGAGAACAAAAUCGAACAUUUUUUUAAAAAGAUGUUAAAGGCUGGAGAAUCGAAUAAAAUCAUUUUGCCGAGGAUAUAUCAUUUCAAGGCGUACUAUCACGUUUGCAUGACGAAUAAGUACAAUGAGACGUUCAAACGGAUGAGAAAGGCUGUGACGCUGGCAUCGAACAUGGGAAAUGACAUGGAGAUUUCCUGGAUUAUUCAUAAUGAACAGGCUCUAUGCAACAAGCUCUCUAAACAGGACAAGAAUUUUUGGCGGGUGCAUGCUGAGGAUGAUAAUCAUAUUGAGUAUAACGAAUCUGACGAAUACACCGAGGAUUUUAAGCAUUACACCUUACCAGUUCCAAUCAACUUAUAA